CAAAUUUCUCUAACGCUAAUUUUCGGCUUACACACAUAUAAAUUAUGCAUAUACAUCGACCUCUUAUUCGUUUCCUCGGUAAAAAUCGUUUUAUAAAACCUCAAACACCUAAAAACCACAUUCCUGAUACAUCUAAAGAACUAUCAAUUAACAUUAGCUCACUUCCUAUACAUUUUCAUCGACGUCUUCUAACUCCUGAGGAAAUCGAAGCCAUUACAUCUGGCGGAGCCACUACACGGCAUUACAAGUGA
This is a messenger RNA of Pneumocystis murina B123, 251 nucleotides long. RefSeq lists its product as hypothetical. Bases 45 to 251 code for a protein of 68 amino acids. The record is from RefSeq and is a predicted model, not a curated record. NCBI's taxonomy places the organism in Eukaryota, Fungi, Ascomycota, Pneumocystomycetes, Pneumocystales, Pneumocystaceae. Gene Ontology annotation, biological process: 2-oxoglutarate metabolic process. The transcript has a single exon.